GCAGAUCUCUGUAGAGGUUAAAACGGCCAUAGAGUGAGCUGACCCUUGUGGAUAAGCUGCUCUCUUAGUCGCUGGUUCCCCAUUCCGGGUUUCACUUCUCUCCCGUGCCCGGGACACAGGAAGAAACAGCGGACAGAAGAGGGAGCUCGAAGGAAGAGGCCGCAGCUGAAAGCCGGAAGGAGAGCUAGAGAGAGACUAGGCCCCAAAUGUUGGUCACCAGGAAAGGAGGAGGGGACUGGAGCUGAGCUUAAGGAUGUGGCACACACGACUACUGGUCAUUGCACUCGCUUCCAUUCAGACAUGUUGUAUAUCUGGAAAGUUUACUUUUCUCCGUCACAUGUUUAAAGGUGUCAAAGUUUCUACUCCACCAAAGGUAGAUCCUGGAAAACCCCUCUUUCUCACUCCUUACCUGGAAUCUGGAGAAAUUGAAAAAGCUAGGGAAUUGAGUUUAGUGGGCCCUCUAGAAGGUCCAGCUGUGAAGAGCUACUCUGGAUUUCUGACCGUGAAUAAGUCCUAUAAUAGCAACCUUUUCUUCUGGUUUUUCCCUGCACAGACACUCCCACAGAAUGCCCCUGUAUUGCUGUGGCUUCAAGGUGGCCCUGGAGGCUCAUCAAUGUUUGGGCUUUUUGUUGAACAUGGACCAUAUGUUGUCACUAAAAAUCUUACAUUGAAGGCACGGAAGGUACCAUGGACAUCAAAAUAUUCAGUGCUGUAUAUUGACAAUCCCGUUGGCACUGGCUUCAGCUUUACUGACCAGGAUGAAGGCUAUGCGCAGAAUGAAGAUGAUGUGGGAAGGGACCUGUACAGUGCCCUUAUCCAGUUCUUCCAGAUAUUUUAUGAAUAUCAGCAGAAUGAUUUCUAUGCUACAGGAGAGUCCUAUGCUGGAAAGUAUGUGCCUGCAAUUGGUUACCAUAUUCAUAUCCACAACCCUACUGCCAAAGUAAAGAUCAACUUCAAGGGAAUGGCCAUUGGCGAUGGACUGAGUGAUCCCGAAGUAAUGUUAGGUGGUUAUGCGGAGUUCAUGUACCAGAUUGGGAUCAUCGAUGAGAAACAAAAGCAGUACGUCCAGCAGCAGACAGACAUAGGAGUGCGUUACAUCCAACAGAAGAAAUGGGUGGAAGCCUUUGAAGUGUUUGAUACUUUGUUGAAUGGUGACACAGUUGAAUAUCCGUCCUUCUACAAGAAUGUCACAGGGUGUACCAACUAUUUCAACUUUCUGCAGUGCACGGAACCUUUGGAUCAAAAUUACUUUGGUGCCUAUUUAUCACAGCCUGAAGUGAGGAGCUUUAUUCAUGUGGGAAACCUAACCUUCCAUGAUGGAUCAGAAGUGGAGAAACAUCUUUUGAAGGAUAUUAUGCAAUCAGUAAAGCCAUGGGUAGCCAUAUUAAUGAAUAAUUAUAGGGUGUUGAUGUAUAACGGACAACUUGAUAUAAUUGUAGCAGCUCCUUUAACUGAACGUUUUCUGCUUACUGUGCCGUGGUCCAAAGCUGAGGAAUUCAAAAAUGCAAAGCGGCACUUUUGGUUCAUCAAUCCCAGUGACACUGAAGUGGCCGGCUACGUUCGAAAAGUUGGCGACUUUUAUCAGGUAAUUAUACGAGGUGGUGGACACUUAUUGCCGUAUGAUCAACCUGAAAGGGCAUUUGACAUGAUUGACCGUUUCAUCUCCAAAAAUGGACAAUUCUUUUGAACUGUAUUGUGGAAUACAGUCUCUUUUUUUUAGUUUAUUAUAUCUUAUGCUUUAAAUGAGACAUCAAAGUGUGAAAGCAUGCAGAAUUUCCCUAGCAUAUCUCUACAGUUAUUUUGUGGCAUGAGAAGAGACCUGAACUACAUCAAUGCUCUGAUGAAAAGUCAUCAACCUGAAACGUUAACUUUGCUCUUCUCACCAUAGAUAAUGCCUGAGCUGCUGAAUACUUCCAGCAUUUUCUGUUUGUAUUUUGGAUUUUUAGUUUCCACCUUACUUUCAUUUCAGAUUUCCAGCUUCCACACUAUUUUGCUUUCAUAAAAGUGUAAAAAAUGUGUGAUUUGAUGUAAUUUUUAUAUCAGUUCUUACGAGAUACGAAAUGUGAUUGGAGAAAUAAAUGCCUUCAUAUUGCCAA
Molecule: messenger RNA, 2096 nt
Organism: Carcharodon carcharias (great white shark)
Lineage: Eukaryota; Metazoa; Chordata; Chondrichthyes; Lamniformes; Lamnidae
Gene: cpvl
Product: carboxypeptidase vitellogenic like
Exons: 14
Coding region: 254-1687 (477 amino acids)
Biological process (GO): proteolysis
Molecular function (GO): serine-type carboxypeptidase activity
Source: RefSeq, a predicted model, not a curated record